Chelonia mydas (Green sea turtle) is the source of this 2837-nucleotide messenger RNA. Its product is annotated as serine protease 53. The record is from RefSeq and is a predicted model, not a curated record. The coding region runs from base 38 to 2140 and encodes 700 amino acids. NCBI's taxonomy places the organism in Eukaryota, Metazoa, Chordata, Testudines, Cheloniidae. The transcript is spliced from 17 exons. Gene Ontology annotation, molecular function: serine-type endopeptidase activity. Gene Ontology annotation, biological process: proteolysis.
AGGCGCAGGAGGAUCACAGGAGAUCGGCCCACGGAGGAUGGAAUCUCUCAGCCUUCGGCAACUGCUGCUGAUCGGGAUCUGCCUCCAGCAAGGAGCAGUGGCAACAGGACCAGUCUGUGGCCAGCAGAGAAUCUUGGGCCGGAUCGUCGGUGGGGUCAAUGCCCGGAGAGGCGAGUGGCCCUGGCAGGCCAGCCUGCAGCUCCGUGGGGAGCACAUGUGUGGAGGGACCCUGAUUGGUGACAAAUGGGUUCUUUCAGCCGCUCACUGCUUCAUUGGGAAGGACACAACCAGGGACUCAUCCUCCUGGAACGUGGUACUGGGGCGUCUGAAGCUGAGAGGUGGCCGUCUGCCGGGCAUAGUGCGGAACGUGUCCGAGAUCAUCACCCACGAGAAGUACAAAGACUUCACUAAGGGCUUGGACAUUGCCCUGCUGAGGCUGGCUGAGCCCGUCCCUUUCAGCCGUGAUGUAGCCCCCAUCUGCCUGCCUUACGCCAACCACCAAUUCGCCUUCGGGUCCAAGUGCUGGGCCACCGGCUGGGGCAGGGUGAAGGAGGACAUGACCCUCCCACCUCCCAAGCCUCUCAAGAAGGUGGGGCUGGACUUACUCAGUGCAGAAACCUGCAACUGCAUCCACAAUAAUCUGCGCCAGAAGGAGCUCGCCAGCCCCGCCGGGCCAGGGCUGAUCUGUGCCGGGUAUCAGAAAGGGGGAGUGGGGCCUUGCCAGGGUGAUUCCGGGGGGCCGGUGGCCUGCUUCGAGGACGGGACGUGGUUCCAGGCCGGGAUCCUGAGCUUCUCAGUGGGCUGUGCCCGGCCCCACAGCCCCAUCCUGCUGACCGAGGUCACUGCCUACGCCGACUGGAUCCAGAACCAGACAGAGGGAGCCUCCUUCACUGUCCAGACUGCACCGCCCCCCGUCAGCAGUGACCAUGAAAAGUGCAGAGGUUGUGGGAAGCUGAACGGAUCCGAGCUGAGUGUCACUGCCAAGGGGCCUUGGCCCUGGUACGUGAGCCUACAAUAUAGGGGGCAGCACAUCUGCGGGGGAGCACUGAUCUCUGAGAGCCGGGUGCUGGCGGCCGCUCACUGCUUCAUCGGGCGGCAAAACCGCAGAGCCUGGAAGGUGCUCCUGGGUGAACAGCGGGAGGGGGAAGAGCCACGCUGGCAAGAAGAGAGGGGCCUUCGGAAGCUCAUCCUCCACGCAGCCUACGUGAAUGUGAAGACGGGAUUUGACAUCGCGCUGCUGAGGCUCGACAAGCCAGUGGUGUUUGGGGAGAACAUCUGGGCUGUCUGCGUCCCCUACAAGACACACCGAUUUCAGCUCGGCGGCACCUGCUGGGUCAGGGGACGGGAAAAUGAUCGGGCUCCCCCACCGCAGUCGCUACAGGGCAUGGAGGUUGGUCUCAUGGGACCUGUCGCCUGUAACUGCACCUACAACCAGUCCGGCUCUGCUGGCGAGGCAGUGUCCAUCCUCCCAAACAUGCUUUGCGCUGCUCUACAGGAGAAAAGCACCAGCUGUGAGGGCGAUGAUGGGGGACCUCUGAUUUGCAAUGAGAAGGGCACCUGGUACCUGACUGGCCUCUCCAGCUUUCACAAUGGCUGCGGGAGGAAGAGCCAGCCCGGGGUGUACACAGAAGUUAGCGCAUACGAGGAAUGGAUCUUGGACAUCACGCGGGAUGGUUACUUUGCCAAGCAGCCCAUGCCACUUCCAGAGGUCCUAGAAGAGGACAAAUGCCCAGUGAAGCCUACUCCAACUUCCGGUGGAGACGGGGAAAAGCCAGUGCCAACUACUGUUGGUACCACGCCUGGGGAAGCUUCCGGUGGAGACGGGGAAAAGCCAGUGCCAACUACUGGUGGUACCACGCCUGGGGAAGAUUCUGGUGGAGAGGAGGAAACGCCAGUGACACCCACCGGUGCCACAGAAGAGGAAGGUUCCGGUGGAGAGUGGGAAAUUCCAGUGCUAUCCGGCUUUGCCCGACGAAGAGAAGCUUCCGGUGGAGAGUGGGAAAUUCGAGUGCUAUCCGGCUUUGCCCGACGAAGAGAAGCUUCCAGUAGCCAGGGGCAGAAGCGAGUGCCACCUGGUUGUGCCAAACGAGGGGCAGAUAAAAACUGGAAGGGACACAAGGGAAAGAUCUGUGUGUAUUAGCUACCGACCCACAGAAGAGAAUUCUGGCUCCGUCUGUUUGCUUCAUCCAAUGGCAGAUUGUCACUUGCUAAUCGGCAGCUCUCUCUGUUUCCUGUGCGGUCCCAGCUGCUGAGAUGUCGAAUCGGGCACGAGAGAAGCCACUCGCCUUCAUUUGUGUUACGAUCCCUUCCCGGUGGGAUCUCCUACCCAGCAUCCUAUGGAUUUAGAAAUGACAUUUCCUGAUGCCACAAUGCAACUGGCUCUGGGGAGGAACAUUUUUGUUUAACUGCCUAUUAAUUAUUAUUAUUAUUAAUAAUAAUGUUACAAUAGUAUCCAGAGAUUCUGAGAUCGGGGACUCCACUGUGCUGAGCACGGCACAGAUCCCAACCGAGAUUGGGGGUCCCCAUUGCGCCACGUUCUACACAGACCCUGACCGAGAUCGGGGGCCCCCCGUCGCACCGGGCGCCUCACAGCUCAGGGACCCUGUUGUACCGGGUGCUGCAUGGACCCCGACUGAGAUCCGGGUCCUCGCUUUGUUCAUAGCGCACCAGAGGCGAUGUUUGCAUCCGAAGUCUGAUCGUCAACGCUGCGGUGACCUUGGCUUUCCCCCACUCCCACCCCAGAUUGGGUUUCAUUUGCCUCGUGUACAUAUAUCACCUGGAGGGAGGUGUAAUGAUCUUGGGUGUUACAAUGGCUUAAAACGAAUGUAAUAUUGUUA